This is a messenger RNA of Lecanosticta acicola, 1143 nucleotides long. Lineage: Eukaryota; Fungi; Ascomycota; Dothideomycetes; Mycosphaerellales; Mycosphaerellaceae. The record is from the annotation of a GenBank genome assembly.
AUGGAGCGGAUAUCAUCUUACCAAUCCUACCAGGAACUCCCACCAAGCUACAGCCGCGCCACUCGCAGCCCAACACGUCGCCGCAGCUCGACCAGUGCCGUCCGCCGAGUGGAAUUCGAGUUGCAGAUAUGCAGCCUGGACAGCAGCCGCCGCGAGUCCUGGACGGAGCCCAUCACUAUCUCCCUCCGCUCCGACCUUGCGUGGGAGGACUACCAGAACACCCUCGAGGGCCUCUUCCGCCAACGCAGCUGCAACAAGAAUAAAUCCUUCACCUGGCGCACCUCGCUGUACUUCGCCAACGGACGCUUCCGACAGAUCGACUCGCGCAACUGGGAGGAAGUCCUGCGCCAAAUCAUGAGCCUCGACUCACUGCCUCCCGGUUCGAAGGAUUGGCCCACGCGCUUGGUGGCGAGGAGCAACAUGAUGACUUCGAGCAGAUACGAAGAGCUCAUGGAUGGGUGUGCGCCGGAGGCUCCUGGCUGGGACGUGAAUACCUGGAAAGACUACAUGCUAUGCGGUGGAUGGUGUCUCGUUCCCUACGAGCGGGAAUCUGCGUCUUCAGGUCUUCGUGCUGGCUUUCAGAGCCCAGAGCGCAGCCCGAGUCGCUCCAGAGGCCGCAGUCCCAAGCGCACCAGUACUUCUUCCCACCCUUUCACCUCCUCCUCCCAGCAGCGCCGCGAGAGUCCAGCCCGCGGCAGAUCCCCGACCGUCAAUAUCGCCGCGCAGACUCGCCGUAACACCGAGAUCAACACCCGCAUGCCCUUCGACCCUCGCCGCGCUCCCCCAGUCAGAGUCCGAGACGUGAGCGCCGAGCGCAACAUGUAUCUCUCCCGCCGCGAACAGCGCCCUCGGGAGAUCUCUCGUCGUGAAACGCAAGGCCUACAGAGCACGAUGGCCGCCGCCAGCGCCGCUCGCCAGAGCAACACGCUUCCACAUCCGAGUCUCCGCCGUGAAACCCAGGACGUGCAGAGCACGAUGGAACGCACUACACUCCAGGGAUCUACGCGAGAGCCGCGCCGUCAGAAGAGCCCUUGCCACGACACGGAGGCUAGAAGCCAGAGGAGCGGCACCCGUGGAGUCAUGAGGCGGCGGCCGGGGGAGUUGGAGAAGUGGGAUGGACGGGGCUAUAUGCCUUUCUUUUAG